Molecule: messenger RNA, 5935 nt
Organism: Rhinichthys klamathensis goyatoka
Lineage: Eukaryota; Metazoa; Chordata; Actinopteri; Cypriniformes; Leuciscidae
Product: protein mono-ADP-ribosyltransferase PARP14-like
Exons: 17
Coding region: 25-5556 (1843 amino acids)
Biological process (GO): negative regulation of gene expression
Cellular component (GO): nucleus; cytoplasm
Molecular function (GO): NAD+ poly-ADP-ribosyltransferase activity; transcription corepressor activity
Source: RefSeq, a predicted model, not a curated record
AUUUCGUUGACCAGAACGAUCACGAUGGACGAAUAUCCCCUCACUGUCGAGGGAGACUGGGGAAAUGAACACGCUAAAAGUGUGAAAAAUAAACUUCAUAUUCACUUUCAGAGUAAGAAGAGAUCUCAGGGAGGAGACUGCGUUGUGCAAUAUAAUGGCGAGAGCAACUCUGCUACGAUUCUGUUCAAAUCAUCUGACAUCCGAGAAGCCGUACUCCUUCAGGAAGAACACAUUAUUACUAUUGACAGUCAGAAAAUCAAGCUGAAAGUGUACAAACCCAGCGAUGUUGAGGAACAGGCAGACAGCACCGGACAAAGAGUGGACCAGGCAUGUGGAUAUCAGGAACCAAAUCAAAGUGCCCCUCAAACUGAUUUGGAUGUGAAGAAGCCUCAAGAGUCAAGUGCUGUUGUCCUGGAGAACCUUCCAGAUGAGUUUAAACAAGAUGUUUUGACUCUUUUGGUGGAGAACAUUACAAGUCUUUCUGAAAAUGACUUUACCAUGGAAUUAAUACCAGAAUUAAGAAAAGCAGUUGUGACAUUUAAAAAUCCCAGUGAUGGAGGAAAUUUCCUUGAGGACAGCAAAACGCAUAAAAAGUUCAAGAAGAAUAAUCUGAGGGCCCAUGCACUGGAGAGAAGCACAUGUGUGCGGGUGGAGAAUCUUCCAGCUGAAGCCAACAACAACAAGAUGCUGCUGGAGCUUUAUUUUGAGAAAUGGGGUGGUCCAGUAGAGGAAGUUAUCACAAUUCCAGCAGAACAAGCAGCCAUUAUUACCUUUCAGGAGGAAGAAGCAAAGGAGAAAGUCUUGAAGCAAGAGAAUAACAUCUGUGAAGUUCCAGUCAAGAUAUAUCCCUACUUUAAAUCACUGGAUACAGUCUUGUAUGGUGGCAACAGACCACAUUUGAAGCUGCCUGAACCCAUUACAGUCAGUGUACAUCCUGCCAUCAGGAAGUUCCUCCUUAAGAAAGGGGAGAUUUCCUCUAUUAAAGACCAGAUGAGCUCACACUUCUGCCAAAUAAACAUGGACAAACCUGAAGCUUUGCUCAGUCCUGAUCCAGCAUUACUGAAACAGAAAGGAGUUACCAGAAGACACAUUGAUGGCUGGAAUAAGAAUGCCUGUGAUGCCUUCAAAAAAAUAAUCUCAAACUACACAACGUCUGAGUGGCCGGUGUCACACCCCUUGUGGUCUAAAGUGGAGAGUGAUGUAAAGGAAUUGGUGAAAGAUAAGGUUUUCACAGAUAUGGAUGCCUCUAAAGGUGUACUGACACUGGCGGGAAUGACCCAUGAGAUAACUGGACUGAAGCCCAUCAUGGAGAAAAUUAUAGAGAGAGCAACAAAUCAAUUAGAGAGAGAGAAGAACAGUGUGACAGAGCAUAUGGAGAUUUCUCCUGCCAUGUACUCUCUGCUUUUACAAGAUGGCCUGAAAAGUGCUGUUUCUCCACAAAUGCACAUUGACUACGAAAAAACAAUAAACAGCUUAGUUUUAGCAGGUCUUCAUACAGAUAUCAUCAUGUUCAAGAAUUGGGUCCUUGAGAAGAAAUUAAACAUGAAACGGAAGCCCUUAAAGAUUGACCGUUCAGUCCUGGAGUUCCUGAGAUCAGUGAACUGUGAUGAAAUGUCCACAGAUCUCUUUAUAUCUCAUGGAAUAACUGCUGUCUACACAAUCGAGAAUGAAGAUGUUGUUGUGAUUGGGAGCACAGAAAAAGCACUUGUUGAGGCAGAGAAGAGGGUGAAUAUGGUUCUUGCAUCCAAAGACCUCAUUAUAGAAGAUCAGGGUGUCCUUCAAAUGCCAGAGUGGCAGGAUCUCAAAAAACAAUUGCAAGAACUGUUCAAUACUUCCAAAAAGACAUCUGUGUGUUUAAACUUUUCUAAACAAAAAGACAAAAUAAUAGUGACUGGAUUCAGAGACCCAGUGAUGGAGGUCAGUGAUAACUUGGGACGUUUCAUUGUAGAACACACUAGAAUUGAAGAAACUGUUCGUGUCAAAUCACAUGCUGCAGUUGAAUUCAUAAAAGACAGAAAAUCACAAGACUGGCAGCAUUUAAUGAAGCCUGAGCAGGUGAAAGUGAAUUUUGAUUCAAAGAGACCCUGGAUCAAACUGUCUGGAGAGCGUAUAUUUGUCCAGCCAGUUAUGACUGUCUUUAAAAGGUUGGCAGAUGCUCUCUUCACAGACACACACAUCAUUAAAAAGGCAGGAGCAAAGAAGUACUUCAAGGAACAGGGUAAAAUGAUGCUCUCGAUGCUGUUGAAGGAUAAAAGAUAUGUGGUGGUGCUCCAGGAAGAUGACAUGCUGGAAGAGGAGGAGGUUGAAUUUUCUAAAAGGAGUUUUAAAGAUUUUGGCCAGGUCUCUUGUGAAGUUCGAACGCCAGGUGGAAUAACUGUUACUGUCAGGAUGGCAGACAUUUGCAAGCUCAGUGUUGAUGCUGUGGUCAAUGCUGCUAAUGAAGAUCUGAUGCACAGUGGUGGUGUAGCUUUCGCACUUCUACAAGCUGCCGGACCAUGUCUACAGCAAUACUCGGACCACUACAUAAAAGUAAAUGGGCCUCUGAAACCUGGAGAUGCCAUCAUCACUGAAGCUGGUCGUCUUCCCUGUAAAUAUGUGGUACACGCUGUUGGACCUCGCUUCAGCGAUUCAGACCGACGAACCACCGUGCAACGCCUGAGACAUGCUGUGAGGGAAAGCUUGAACCAGGCGUCGAGCAAAAACUGCUCCUCUAUUGCAAUUCCAGUUAUUAGUUCAGGGAUAUUUGGUUGUCCUCUUGAACUUUGCACAGAAUCAAUCGCCAAGGAAGUGUGUGAGUACAUUGAAGAUCAUAACCGGAGUAGCACAUUAACUGAGAUUCACUUGGUUGACAAUAAUGGCAGCAAUGUAAAAGCCAUGGCUGAAGCUGUCAGAAAGGAGUUUGCUGCUUAUAACCCCAAAAUGACUUUCCCUCAGCAAAACAAACCUCUUGGGUACAGUAACUAUGGACAAGGCUCUCGUGGUCGUGGUCGUGAAAACUAUGACCAAAGAAACCGUGAGUUUGAAGGUUCCAAUGGCCGGGGUAAUAGAUACUUUGAAGGAAAAGCGCACUCAGGCUCUGGUGACAGAUCUGAUAAAUCUGAAAAGUUGAGUGUUCUUAAGACCAAAACUACAAAAGAGGAACUAAAAAUCAAUCUGAGCGAAGGGAACAUCCAGGAUGCACGUGCUGAUAUCAUUGUAAACACUAUGUCGGAGGACUUGGACCUCAGUAAAGGUGCCGUCUCCAAAGCACUCCUUCAGACUGCUGGCUAUCAGCUCCAGUCAGAAAUCCACAGAGCUGCUCACUCAAACAAUCUGAAUUAUGGUGAAAUGGUCAUAACAGAUGGUUAUAAUCUGAAUUGUUCCAAAGUCUUCCAUGUAGUUUGCCCAAUGUGGAACGGUGGAGAAGACUCGGCAGAUAGGGUACUCAUUCAGAUCAUUAGAGAUUGCCUGAAAAAAGCAGAUACCUGGAGAAUGGCUUCAGUCGUCUUCCCAGCUAUCGGCACUGGGAAUCUUGGCUUUCCUAAAGAUCUGGUGGCCAGAAUCAUGCUGACAGAGUUCCAGGAAUUUAACUGUACAAAUCUCCGAGAGGUAACUGUGAUCGUGCACCCUUCUGACAAAGAGAGCAUUCAGUGCUUUACCAGCAUCUUUAGAAAUAAGAUCCAGGGUCCCAUCACAAAAGCAGCACAUCAACAUUUCAUGCCUAUAAAAAAUAUUUCUGGCAAGUCAGCCCAGACCUCUGGGCUUGUUGGCAGAGUCUCCUCUCCCUCUCUUGGGGUGCACACUAUGCAGUUGGGUCGAGUGACUCUGGAGGUUUCAUCAGGAGAUAUAACUAAAGAAAAAACUGAUGCAAUUGUCAACUCCUCAAAUAAGACAUUUUCUCUGAAAGCAGGAGUAUCAAAGGCCAUUUUAGACGCCGCUGGAUUACAAGUGGAAAAUGAAUGUUUACAGAUUGUGGGAUCAUCAAACAUGCAGCAAACAGAGAUUGUGACCUCAGCCGGGCUCCUGCCAUGUGGAAACAUCAUCCAUAUUAUUGGUCGCAAUGGUCCAUCUGACAUUAAGGAUGUCGUUUUUUCUGUUCUGAAGUUGUGCGAAUCACGCCAAAUUACUUCUGUUGCCUUCCCAGCUCUUGGCACUGGUCAGGGUGGUGCAAAACCAGCUGAUGUUGCAGAUGCAAUGGUUGAUGCAGUUGUUGACUUUGUGAAGAAAAAGAAACCAGUUCAUGUAAAGUUUGUGAAGUUUCUCAUAUUCCAGACGAACAUGUUGGCAGACUUCCACCAAAGCAUGGUCAGAAGAUCUGGUGAAAAGGUAGAGGAGGAUAAAGGUCUGUUCACCAAAAUUAAAGACUUUUUUAUGGGGGAAAGUUCAGAAUCUCCCUCAAAUGAAGAGUUUGUGAUGGUGGGUGAGGAAAUUGAGCCAGCUGUGUUCCAGCUGUGUGGAGAGACACCAGAGGACCUGAAGGAAGCCAGAGACGUGAUCAACAGCUUGAUAGUACGGGAGCAUUUGACCGUCCCAAUCUGUGAUCCAGCCAUUGCUCAUUUCACAAAGGAGGAUGUAGAAACACUGAACGGUAUGCAGAGGGAGUUCACAGUCAGUGUCCAACUCGAGAAGAAAGGCCAAGACUCUGUCGUCACAUUGGAGGGACUGACAAGAGACGUUCACAGUGCAGAGAGUCGUAUUCGGGACAUGAUCCGCAAGGUGGAAAGGAAUGAAAACCAAAAACGUGAGGCAUUUAUGAUCAGCAGUGUAGUCAAGUGGCAAUAUCAGGAGAAUGGACGCAGCAUCAUAAACUUUGAUACGUUAACUAAUUAUGACCUGGAAAAGGCCUUUCAGAACCGGCAGCCUUCAGUGAGAAUCAAGAUUAAUCAUGAUGAAUAUGAUGCCGAUUUAGAUCGAAAAAUGGCCACAAGAGGGAGAAUGAGGAUUGAACUGAACAGAGUAGAUCUGCAAGAUGCAGCUGCAGCUCGAAGUUCUUUGCCUUCACACUGGGAGGACAUGAAAGGAAAUCCUGUUGUUCUUGUAAAACUCACAUCAGGCUCGACUGAAUAUAAAGAAGUCGAGAAAGAGUUCAGAAGAACCCGACUACGUUCUAACAUCAUUGAAAUUGAAAGAGUUCAGAACAGCACACUUUGGAGAAACUACAUGAUCAAAAAGGAAGAACUGGAAGACAAAAACAAGCACAAAAACAAUGAACAGCGUCUCUUCCAUGGCACUGGUCCUGAUAAGACAGAUCAGAUCAACCACCACGGCUUCAAUCGCAGCUAUGCUGGGGCACAUGGAGCCAUGUAUGGGAAUGGGACAUAUUUUGCUGUUGACCCGAGUUACUCAGCCCAAGGCUACUCAAGUCCUGAUGUCAACGGACAUAAACGCAUGUAUCUCGCCAGGGUGCUUGUCGGUGAUUUCACUCAAGGAAAACGAGGCCUUCCUGUUCCCCCAGCGAAGAGCACCAAUAGUGCUGAUCUGUAUAACAGUGUGACUGACAACAUCAACAACCCAACCAUGUUUGUGAUCUUCAAUGAUGUACAGGCUUACCCAGAAUACCUCAUCACCUUCCAGUAGUGAUUUGUUGUUGUUGCUGUUAUUUUUAUUAGGUUGAACUGAGUGAUAUAUAACGUGUAAAAUAUUUACUUGCAGGCAUUACAGAAAUGAUUGCAAUAAUCUUUGCUGUGGCAAAUGAGAAUGAGGGAAAAAAUUAGAGGACAGUAAUUUAAUCCUUAGAAAGGCUUUGUCCAAACCUAAGAACAUUCAGAUAUUUCUAAUUUUGGUUUAAUCUUAUGGUUCUCUUUUAAUCUUCAGAUUAAUCAGCAACAGAUUUGUUUUUAUCCUGCUAAUUUAGCACAUUAAAAAGCCAAUAAGGAAAAGAGUUUGUGCUGAACAUUUCUGUUUUACAUUGGAUUUGAAACAUUGAUUCAAAUUAUAUUAUGGAACUGUAAUAAAA